AUGGCCGUCUCCAGGAAGAUCAAAGAGAGCAUGGAGCAGGGCUCCAUGAUCCGGCGCAUGUUCGAGCAGGGGGCCGCCCUCAGGCUGGAGCGCGGCGGAGAGAACGUCUUCGACCUGUCCCUGGGCAACCCGGUCGUGGAGCCCCCGGCCGCCUUCUUCGCGGAGCUGAGGCGGCUCGCCGACAGCCCAGAGCCCGGGAUGCACCGCUACAUGCCCAACGCGGGAUACGUGGAGACGCGGGCCGCCGUGGCCGCGCAGCUGGCCGAGGAGACGGGCCUGGCCUUCACUCACGACGAGGUCGUGAUGACCGUCGGCGCCGGCGGGGCCCUGAACGUGGUGCUGAAGACGCUGCUGGACCCGGGGGACGAGGUCGUGGUCUUCGCGCCCUACUUCGUCGAGUACCUCUUCUACGCCGACAAUCACGGCGGCUCCUGCCGCGCGAGCAUCAACGGCAGCACCAAGGUCGUCCUGAUCAACUCACCCAACAAUCCCACAGGCGUCGUGUACGAUGCCGGGCUGCUGGCGCGCCUCGGGGAGAUCAUCCAGACCAAGGAGAGGCAGCUGGGCACGGAGAUCUUCCUGCUGAGCGACGAGCCCUAUCGGAGGGUGCUCUUCGACGGCCUCGAGUACCCCCACGUCUUCCACCACCACCGGAGAAGCAUCGUGGCCACCUCCCACUCCAAGGACCUGGCUCUGCCCGGAGAGCGCAUCGGCUACAUCGCCGUCCAUCCCGACUACGGCGACAAGGGGGAGCUGAUGGAUGGACUCAUCUUCUGCAACCGGACGCUGGGGUUCGUCAACGCGCCAGCCCUCAUGCAGAGGAUCGUGGCCAGGCUCCAGUCGGAGACGGUAGACGUGGGGGAGUACCAGGCCAAGCGAGAUUUCUUGUAUGGACAGCUUCGGGACAUGCGCUACGAUGUGGUGAAGCCGCAGGGGGCCUUCUACAUGUUCCCCAGGUCGCCCAUCGACGACGACGCCAGGUUCGUCGACGAGCUGAUGGAGUACGGGGUGCUGGUCGUUCCCGGCGGCGGGUUCGGAGUGCCCGGGCACUUCCGCAUCUCCUACUGCGUCGAGGACAAGACCCUCGCGGGCGCCCUGCCGGGCUUCCAAGCCGCCAUCGAACGAUACGCCUGA
This is a messenger RNA of Geodia barretti, 1134 nucleotides long. NCBI's taxonomy places the organism in Eukaryota, Metazoa, Porifera, Demospongiae, Tetractinellida, Geodiidae. The record is from the annotation of a GenBank genome assembly.